Molecule: messenger RNA, 4464 nt
Organism: Symbiodinium sp. CCMP2456
Lineage: Eukaryota; Dinophyceae; Suessiales; Symbiodiniaceae
Source: the annotation of a GenBank genome assembly
GAUACAAGCGCCGACAUGCCAAGCGGUUCGCAAAGUGACCCGCACAUCGUCUUGGUGCAAGGCAAGACAGGCGUCGGAAAGUCAACGCUGUGCUGCUGGCUAUCUGACUCCUUCGACACGAAAGUCUUUGCAAUUUCGCAUGACAAAGGAGCAGGGACCGUUGAGGUUGCCGAACCAGAGGAUCCGGUCAAGUACUUGGGUGGCCACAUACACGGUCCCGACUUUGGAGAUGGGUCAAACUUCUCUGAGACGUACAUUCGCAUCAUCGAUGUGCCUGGGCUCGGGGGCAAUGUGCCAGGCAAGUCAGAUGGAGAUGUCCUCCGCGCAAUGAAGGUGUAUUUGAAGGAAAAGUGCAACAAGGUCAGCGCCAUCAUUUGGUUGGAAGAGCCAAGCGUGAAGCAGGAUAGCUCGAGAGAGCGCAUGGUGGCAAGCUACGUUGACUUUCUGGGCAUUGAGGCUUUGAAGAACCUGGUGGUAGUGUGCAACAAGGCACCAAAAACCUUGACGAACAAGGUGGAAGAUGAUGAAGACAACGAGGAUGCUGCAAGCAACCUGGAGAGAUUCAAAAAGAGCUUCAAGGAGAUUCUGCAGGAUAUCCUCCAGCCAGUCGCCGGACCCAGUCACAACAUCGCCGAUCUGGUCAGCUUGAUCCCCAUGGUCGACCUGAAUUUGCCAGAAAUUCAUCAGUUGAUGGAGAAGAAGUAUGGAUCCCCAAGCGAGUUUGUCAAAAAGAAAGGCUUGAAUCGUGGGAGGAAUAUGCAAAGUCUGGCAAAGAUUGCUCAGUUUAUUUGCAGCCGCAAGCCUUUGGAACUCGAACAGAUCUCGGGCAACAUCGGUCUUGAGGUCAUGCUUGUCAUAGAGCAGCCAGGCGUUCAGAGCAAGCGUGUGGUUCGCAAGGCCUCCCCAAAGCAUUCCGAGUUCCGGGACAUGGUGAUGGACAGCCUCAAGGGCAUCGACGAAAGCUCGGUUACGAUUUCAUAUGCCUUGGCGAGAGGCAAGCCCACUGAGGUUGAUGACGACCAAAGCCUACGGACCUUGCUUGAGAAGUUUGGGGCGGUGGAGCUUGAAGAGCGGGAGAUCCGUGUCACGGUGAAUCAGUUGGAGAUCACAGCUGUCGUUUUCGACCUGCAGCAUCCAUACUCCACCAGGGACUCCGUUGAAAAUUUCAGCCUUCCCCUUACACUUACCUCCGUGACCACAGAUGAUCAGAUUCGUGAAUGUUUGGAAGGGAAGAUGACUUUCUUGAAGGACUCUGAAGUUUGCUUUUACGGCCAGCACGGGAUGUUUAGAAGCAUUGUCGACUUCUGGGGGCACGUGAAAUCCUCAUUCCACGCGGUCCAGGAAGCAGCCCUACCUGCAGCACCAGCUCCACCAAUCAUGGCACCGACCGAAGCCCCGGCCCCAGCCCAGCCCCAGCCCACUGCCAAGAUCACCUUGGACAUCGAAGUCCGCACGCCGGACCCACCUGAGCUGAAGCAGCUGAGCCCCGAGUUGCAGCUGCAUCUCAAGUCCAGAAACCUCGUGGCCCUAGCCCCCGCGCUUGCCGAGGACGGGAUCGAGCGCCCAAGCCAGCUUGCACGCUGCGACUUCUCUACAGAUGGACUUCCGGCAGUUAGCCAGAAGUUGUCAGGUGCAAGACAAAAUGCAAGGUGGGAGGCAUUGCGAGAAGUCAAGGGUGAAGCUGAGGCUGAGGAAGAGGCCAAGCUGCAUGAGAAGGCCAUGGUGAAGUACAGGCGGAAGAUGUGCCAAGCAGACGAGUGCAGCAAGAAGUGGGAUGAGUUCAUAUCACAAGCCAAACAGAAGCAGGCAGACGCCGCGAACAAGGCAAAAACCAACAGGGCCAAUGAGGCGAACAUUGUGAAGGAGACAGUGAAUGCCCUCAUGAACGAUAUGCGUCAACUUGAUCUGCCAUCGCUGGACUUCAGCCUUUGCAGGGAUGUAGCAUCGCUGGAAGCAAAGCUGACGGCAAGCAGCCAGCAGUACGUUCCACCUGGUCACAAAACCACAUCUGAGCUUGUGAACGGUGCCAGCAUGUUCAAUGGAUUGUACUUGGACCCCAUGACAGUGAAGGACGGAGGCAAGUUGUUUAAGCUUGCAAUGCCGGUAUGUUGGAGCAAGGCUACCACUCCGGAUGACCUUGCCAACAUCUUCAAGUUUGGAGAGACCGCAACAAGCGUUUACACUUCGGAGCUCAUGACCGAAAAGCAGUACCAGAAGGCUUGGAAGCACCGAGAGCAGCACUCGAAUUCCUUCGGUUUCCAUGCCUCGCUCGCUGGUUCAGCCUUCAUGGGGUCAGGCGUGGGAUCCUUUUCCAUGAGCGCGGAUAUCUCGACUGCCAAGGAGGAAAUCAGUGAGAAUGAGGGGGCCAUAGGAAAGAAGGAGACCACGUGGUGCAUGCUGAGCGUCAACUCGCUUCCCCAAACCAGGAUUCGCAUUGGUCCUGAGCUCCUUGAGCUCUCUCCAAUGGCUACCCGAGAGCUUUUAGCAGUUGCCAAGAAGAUAGAUUCGCCGGAGGAAGAUCUGUCAUGCAUUGGCUGGUUCAACAAGUGGGGAACCCACGUAGCCGUCGAUGUGUUGCUGGGCAUUGAGCGCGUGCAUAUCGCGAAGUACGCCAUGAAUGGCGAGGUGACCACUUCCGAUUGUCGGUCAGCGCUUGCCUCUGCACUUUCCUCAUCGGUGUCGGCAUCCGCAAGCUAUUCUGGAAUUGGAGGAGCGGGAAGAGCUGAAGCAGCCACGGACCGGCACGAGGAGAAUGCACAGGCAUCUGCUGAGAGGCAGGCUGGCAGGGCUGAGUCCAGUGAGGUUACAGUUGAUAAAAAAUUCUGGGCAGAGCAGGAUUCAGGACUUGCUUUCUUGAGCGAUGAUGCGCUUGCUGCGAAUGCUUCGAAGUCUAACGGUAAUUGGACCGUUCUGGCACGCUCCUUCUCGGAAGACUCCCUCGUACCGCUCUGGGAGGUAGCAAAGCAAAUGCAGCAGUUCGCUUCUCACGACAAGCUUCUUCGAAGCAUGGAGCGGGUCUUUGUGCAAAAGGUGCUUCAACUUGAGGAGUUGUGGAGGAUACAAAUGGGCAGUCCGCAGUCAGAGGACUUUGCACAUGCAGAGAAUAACAUCAACCAGUUCAUUGCAGUGAACGAGACAUGUCGCUCCUACCUGCGAGGUUUGCACGACACCAUGAAGAAACGUUGGAGUGCAAGCAAAGCGGAGAUGUGCAGCAAUUGUGGGGUGCUCCUCUCUGCUUCGAAGGUGGAAGAGCACAAGAUGAACGACUGCAUCAAGAGGCCUGUCCAAUGCGCAAGGGCUCCCAACGAGGAGUUCUAUGGAUGCGGCGAGAUGGUCACACAAGAGGCCCUGAUUGGGCACAAAAGGGACCACUGUCAACAUCGACCAGUGGCAUGUACAGGAUGCCACGAACAAGUGAUGUGCAACAAGAUGGCUUGGCACGAGCUCUAUGAAUGCUUGCAGGCUGAGGCUCCCUGCCCAAAUCAACUCUGCGGGUGUCAAGAGCGCAUCCGCCGAGGCGAGAUCGACAGGCACGUGGAGAUUUGCGACUUCCAACAGCUCAGGUGCGUCUUAUGUGCUGAACGUGUGCUGCGGAAAGACAUGGAGACGCAUCGCGCGACUCUUUGCGCUGAGCGCACAGAGGCGUGCGACCAGUGUGGAGAGCAGGUGCUGCAGCGAGAAAUGAUGCGGCACAAGGCCCAAACGUGUGACUACCGCACGGUUCGCUGCGGCGCUUGCAAUGCAGAGUAUGUCAGCAAGGAGAGGGAUGCCCAUGAAGCUGUUUGUGGUGGCAAAUCAAUUGCUUGCGACCUGUGCAAUCGAACAGUGCGUCGACAGGAUCUGCCCGGGCACAAACAGACAGAUUGUAUGUCAGCCCCGGUUGAUUGCCAACAGUGCCAGGCCAGGGUGACAAGAAGCGAUCUUCCGACCCACAGAAGAAGAUCCUGCCCCAUGCGGGCAGUCCUGUGUGAGAAGUGUGGCGGCCAAACCCAAUUUCACGUUCUGGAAGAUCAUAAGAGGUCCCAGUGCCCGAAUCGGGAUGUGGAGUGCCACAAGUGCAGGAAGAGCAUACCAUUUUCGCGUCUUGAAGAUCACAGGCAGCAACACCGCAAAAUGGUCCACAGGAUCACGGUCAGAAAGUGCAAGUACAUUGACAAAAUCAUUUUUGAGUACUUUGAUGGAACAAAGAAAUCUGUUGGUGAGCACGGCGGUGGUGAUCAAGUUACCUUCACGCUGGACGAAGACGAGUACAUCACAGGCCUCUACUGCUAUAUGGGAGCAAAGCUCGACUCCAUCCAGAUCGAUACCAACAAGCGCGAACUCCCCGAGGUCAAAGGCUACGGCAAGGGCGGAGGGGAAUGCAGCUUCCAUGCAGAGUCUGGUCAUUGCAUCACUUUCCUGGACCGAAGAGGUGGGGAGUCCGGAAGGAUCACUGCACUUCACGAGACUCGCAUCCCCAGGUGA